Messenger RNA from Paramecium sonneborni, 417 nucleotides. Lineage: Eukaryota; Ciliophora; Oligohymenophorea; Peniculida; Parameciidae. The record is from the annotation of a GenBank genome assembly.
AUGUAAUUUAUUGAACAAUUAUUUUUUAGUUCUUCAAAAACAUAAUAUUCCUAAAAGAGUUAUUAUAAGUCUAUCCAUACUGCAAUUAAAUCAAUUUCUAGAGUUAAGUCUACAUUUGCACAUAUUUUUAUUAAGUCAAAAAAAAAUAGGUAAGAAAAAAACAGAAAUAUUAUAAAAUUUAAGGAGAGAAUCCAAGAUAGCUAAAUUUAAUUAAGAUUUAUAAAUGAAAAAAUAAAUAAAGCCCAGAUAAACAAUACGAAAAUAUCUGCCCUCUAUAUUUUAAACAUUUUUUUAAUUGGCAACUAUUAAUUGAAAUUAACUGACUCUUGCAACCUUAGACUUAAAAUACUCGUCAAUUGGCAGCUGCUUCGUUUUGUUGAUUCAAAAAUAAAAGAAAUAUAAUCCUAUAUAGCAUGA